CUCGCCUUCUGGAGAGUGGCAGUCCCGGGACCGCUUGUUUCCUUCCCGCUGUGGGCUCAGUCCGGGCAGGCGACGGUGGCCGGCAGGGAUGAUGGAGUCGGUGCGCGCCCAGCGGCUGCAGCCCGGGUGAACGUUGUGGAAGCUCUUCAGGAGUUCUGGCAGAUGAAGCAGUCCCGUGGUGCUGAUCUGAAAAACGGAGCCCUUGUGGUGUAUGAGAUGGUCCCUUCCAACAGCCCCCCUUAUGUCUGCUAUGUCACCUUGCCUGGGGGGAGUUGCUUUGGCAGCUUCCAGUUCUGUCCGACCAAGGCUGAAGCCAGGAGGAGUGCUGCAAAGAUUGCACUAAUGAAUUCUGUCUUUAACGAGCACCCCUCUCGGAGGAUCACAGAUGAGUUCAUUGAGAAGAGUGUAUCGGAAGCUUUGGCAUCUUUCAAUGGUAAUCGAGAAGAAGCCGAUAACCCGAACACUGGAAUUGGUGCUUUCCGGUUCAUGCUGGAAUCCAACAAGGGAAAAUCGAUGUUAGAGUUUCAGGAGCUGAUGACUGUCUUCCAGCUGUUGCAUUGGAAUGGUAGCCUUAAAGCCAUGCGAGAGAGGCAGUGCUCGCGACAGGAGGUGCUGGCUCACUACUCACACCGGGCUCUGGAUGACGACAUAAGGAACCAGAUGGCCAUGGACUGGGUGAACAGGGAGCAGAACACCCCCGGCGCCCUUUCCAGAGAGCUAUCCUCGACGGAGAGGGAGCUGGAUGACGCCCGACUGGCUGGGAAAGAGCUGCGUUUCCACAAGGAGAAGAAAGACAUCCUGAUGCUGGCAGCCGGCCAGCUGGGGAGCAUGCACUCCUCCCACUGCUAGACUCGGCACGCAAACCGUUCUGCUUCCCCGGGCCUACUAGCAGUUCCACGUUGAAGGGCUCUGUACUGGAUCACUUAGAGCAUACAGCUGCCUCUUUUUCCCCCCCCCUUCCCCCCUCCCGA
Messenger RNA from Pelodiscus sinensis (Chinese soft-shelled turtle), 971 nucleotides. Lineage: Eukaryota; Metazoa; Chordata; Testudines; Trionychidae. The record is from RefSeq and is a predicted model, not a curated record.